This is a messenger RNA of Rhineura floridana, 4007 nucleotides long. RefSeq names its product solute carrier family 6 member 2 (gene SLC6A2). Bases 84 to 1970 code for a protein of 628 amino acids. Lineage: Eukaryota; Metazoa; Chordata; Lepidosauria; Squamata; Rhineuridae. Gene Ontology annotation, cellular component: neuron projection; neuronal cell body membrane; plasma membrane. Gene Ontology annotation, molecular function: dopamine:sodium symporter activity; neurotransmitter:sodium symporter activity; norepinephrine:sodium symporter activity. The record is from RefSeq and is a predicted model, not a curated record. The transcript has 15 exons. Gene Ontology annotation, biological process: dopamine uptake involved in synaptic transmission; sodium ion transmembrane transport.
CACCUGUCAACCUCAGGGGAUGGGACAUCUGUCUUUGUUGAGUGCCGUUUUCUGCUGAGAGAUUCACCUGCCUGCUGGCGAGGAUGAACAAGCCCCUGAACCAGCCCGAGCGGAGGGGCUCGGCAGUGGCGCCGUUACGGGACUGCUCCGAUCAGCCGACCAAAAAGAAGGACGUGGAGCUGCUCCUGGUGAAAGAGCAGAACGGCGUGCAGUACACCAGCAGCAACCUCCUGGAGCCCGGCAGUACGCGCUACAGCCCCGCCGCCGGGGAGCCUGAGCGGGAGACGUGGGGCAAGAAGAUUGACUUCCUCCUCUCGGUCAUCGGGUUUUCCGUGGAUCUGGCCAACGUCUGGCGAUUUCCAUACCUCUGCUAUAAAAACGGAGGAGGUGCCUUCCUCAUCCCUUACAUCCUCUUCCUCAUCAUUGCUGGGAUGCCCUUAUUCUAUAUGGAACUAGCUUUGGGCCAGUAUAACAGAGAAGGGGCUGCCACCGUAUGGAAAAUCUGUCCACUUUUUAAAGGUGUAGGCUAUGCUGUGAUACUCAUAGCUCUAUACGUGGGUUUCUACUACAACGUUAUCAUAGCUUGGUCUCUGUAUUAUCUGUUUGCAUCCUUCACGCUGGAGGAGCUUCCCUGGACAAAGUGUGGCAACCCCUGGAACAGCCCCAACUGUACAGACCCCAAACUCAUCAACGCCUCGACGUUUGCCGCUGGCACCACUUACUCCAAGUACAAGAUGACUCCUGCAGCUGAAUUUUAUGAACGGCGAGUUUUGCAGCUUCACCAAAGCCGUGGGAUUCAGGAUGUCGGCUUGCCCCGAUGGCAGCUCAUACUGUGUCUCUUGGUGGUGGUGAUUGUUCUUUUCUUUAGCCUGUGGAAGGGUGUGAAGACUUCAGGAAAGGUUGUAUGGAUAACAGCCACAUUGCCUUAUGUUGUAUUAUUUGUACUGUUAAUCCAUGGACUAACCUUGCCUGGUGCAUACGAUGGGAUCAAAGCUUACCUCAACAUCGAUUUCAGAAGAUUAAAAGAAGCCACAGUAUGGAUUGAUGCAGCCACGCAGAUAUUUUAUUCCUUAGGGGCUGGUUUUGGGGUCCUAAUUGCCUUUGCCAGCUACAAUAAGUUCGACAACAAUUGUUACAGGGAUGCACUGAUGACCAGCACCAUCAAUUGUGUCACUAGCUUCAUCUCAGGAUUUGCAAUCUUUUCUAUCUUGGGCUACAUGGCUCACAUAUACAAAGUCAGAAUUCAAGAUGUGGCCACUGAAGGGGCUGGAUUAGUUUUCAUCAUUUAUCCAGAAGCUAUUUCAACCCUUAAAGGAUCAACGUUCUGGGCAGUGGUGUUUUUCAUAAUGCUGCUUUCACUGGGUAUUGACAGUUCUAUGGGUGGCAUGGAAGCUGUAAUCACUGGCUUAGCAGAUGAUUUCCACAUCCUGAAAAGGCACAGAAAGCUUUUCACAUUUGGGGUCUCCUUUGGCACGUUCCUGGUUGCACUAUUCUGCAUAACAAAUGGUGGAAUCUAUGUACUUACUCUGUUAGACACUUUCGCUGCUGGGACGUCCAUCUUGUUUGCUGUUUUGGUGGAAGCCAUUGGCGUUUCCUGGUUUUAUGGUGUGGACAGAUUCAGUGAAGAUAUCCAGCAAAUGAUGGGCUUCAAACCUGGCCUCUACUGGAGACUGUGUUGGAAAUUUGUGAGCCCUGCUUUUUUAUUGUUUGUGGUAUUAGUCAGUGUUAUAAAUUUCAAACCUCUGACCUACGAUGAGUACGUCUUCCCACCUUGGGCCAAUUCUGUUGGAUGGGGGAUUGCGUCGUCGUCAAUGAUCCUUGUGCCUGCAUACAUUCUCUAUAAAUUACUGAAGGCGCGGGGGACCUUUAAACAAAGACUAGCAUACUGCAUCACGCCUGAGAAUGAGCAACAUCUUGUAGAACAAGGGAAUGUGCGACAGUAUAAGCUCCAGCAUUGGCUAUCUAUAUGAUGACUAACAAAUUUAAAAGGGAAAUCCAGUACAUUAUAAAAGCUAAAUUGGGAAUAUCAGAGAAGUGACCAUCAAAGCUCUUAACCGUGCUUGGUCCUGGCUGGCUGGCUGGCAUGCUCAGAAGAUUAUCUUCAGAUUUCUUUGGGUGAAGAUUCACCUUUCACUCUCCAAUACCUGUUCAUUCAGUUCAUCAAAUGAACUACCUGGAUGGCAUUUAUUCAUUUCUGUUUUGUUUUUCGUUUUUUAAUACCUAAGUUUUCAGUGUGCUGAUCUUCAUCCUGACCAAAGGGGCAACCUGUGCUAAUGACAGAAGCAAACGAGAGGGGGGUUUAAAAAUCAGCAUCUAGCUGAAGGCUAUCUUAUCUGGGGCAGACAGAUCAAGAGAAUAAUUUAAACUCAUUUCAAGCAGAGACUAUAGGAAGAUGCCUUAGACUGAGUCAGAUCAUUGGACCAUCUAGCUCAAUAUUGCCUACACAGACUAGCUGUGGCUCUCCAGGGUUUUAGUCAGGGGUCUUUCCCAGUCCUACCUGGAGAUGUCAGGGAUUGAACCUGGGACCUUCUGCAUGCAAAGCAGAUGCUCUCCCAUUGAACCAUAUUCAUUCCUCUAUCAGUGUGAUCGCUCUGAAAGAUGGAGAUGUCCAUCAGCAGACCCUUAUUUGAUUAUAAAAUCAUUGAGCUCUAGACUUUGAAGGGGCCGAGCAAUCCUUCUUGUCUAACUCUCAGCUCCCAAGCCAGACCAUCCCCAAAAGAUGGCUGCCCAGCUUCUGCAUGAAGACCUCCACUAUGGGAAACCCCACCACACUCCCAUGUAACCAAUCUCGUUGUUGAAUUGUUCUUACCAUCAAGAUGGUUUUCAUAAUCUUCGGGCGAUGGCUUGCUUGGGCAAGCCAGCCAUGGCUGAUUCAAUAAUGCCAACAUAACUUCGACAUCCUCUGAUGUCACCUCCAAGGCAAUACGUUUCUCAACAAUGGCAAAGAUGAUUGUCUGUUUUGCACGUCUCUGCCAUUCCCCAAAAGCAGCCAGAGAUGGGAUUGGAUUCCAAGCUCUGGAGGCUGUCACAGUUUGCAUCACCUCAAAAUUUGUUUGAAUCACUGAGCAAAGUGGUUCCUUUAUACACCCUGUAUUUGCUAUACAAAUGAAAGUAGAGGAGCAGAGAGAGAGAGAGAGAGAAGAUAUUUUGUUGUUAUGUGUCUUCAAGUCGAUCGCGACUUAUGGCGAGCCUAUGAAUCAGCGACCUCCAACAGCAUCUGUUGUGAAUCUGUUCAGUUCUUGUAAGUUCAGAUCUGUGGCUUCUGUUAUGGAAUGAAUCCAUCUCUUGCUUGGCCUUCCUCUUUUUCUACUCCCUUCUGUUUUCCCCAGCAUUAUUGCCUUUUCUAGUGAAUAAUUUCUUCUCAUUAUGUGUCCAAAGUAUGAUACCUUCAGUUUCAUCAUUUUAGCUUCUAGUGAUAGAUCUGGUUUAAUUUGUUCUAACACCCAAUUAUUUGUCUUCUUCGCAGUCCAUGGUAUGCGCAAAGCUGUCCUCCAACACCACAUUUCAAAUGAGUUGAUUUUUUUCUUACCCACUUUUUUCACUCUCCAAUUUUCACAAACCAUCUUGUCUAUAACAGCAACAUAUGGCUGCUCCUUGCUGAUAUACAGUGAUCUAUCUAAAUUCUAAUGAUCUUCCAUGGAAGCUAGAAAGACAAAACUUGGUUAGUAAUUGGGGGAGGGGGAUCCAAAAUGCCAGAUGUCUGCUAAAAUCAAUACAUAAACAUCUGACACUUGUUUUAAAGGCUGGCUCAUUCCAAUAGCUUUUAGGGUGUUAUACCUCCUAUAGGGAGCCUCCAAAAGUCUAGUGGCUAGAAUGCUGGGUUGGAAGAAUGUGGCAAGACCAAGUUCAUUUGGACAAAUCAUUGGCCUAGUCCUCACUGAGACAGUAAACCUGUGCACGGGCUGCACCACUUCAAACUUUAGUUGGGGGUUCACAAUAUGUAAAGUUCUACCAUACCACCCCCAUUUGGUAAAGGCCAGGCAUUUAUCGUUCAGCCUAAUGUAAUU